CCCUCUUGAACAACCAACAACCUCAAAUCAAACUUCAUUCACGUCCUCCACAAUGAAGGUCACCGCCAUCUUCUACACUCUUCUUGCUGCCACUGCCGUCAGCGCUUCAGCAAUGCCUCAAAACGACUUCGAGAUCCUGGACACCUGCGGCUCUGGCUAUGGUGGUGACCAGAGACGUACCAAUAGCCCUUGUGCAUCGUCCAACGGAGAUAGACACUUCUGCGGCUGUGAUAGGACAGGCGUUGUCCAGUGCAAGGGGGGCAAGUGGACUGAGAUCCAAGACUGCCACCGGGGCACCUGCCAUGGUGGCAAUAACGGCGGAGCUGUUUGCUAAGUCGAGAGGCCAUUGCGUACGCUACCAGUCGUACUGGAGUGGUAUGUUAGCCGCAACUACUAGGGCGGUCUAGUUAGUAAAGGCCCUGAGGUCAAGUCAGUGGAAGGAUUCAACAUCUAUAUCUCUGCUGAAACUUUUUUGUUGUUUUGGUUUUGUUGUGCAAUACUGAGUUUUUGUGCCAAUAUACUCGUCAUUCAUUAGGCGCUAGAUAUUUCUAAAAUCAUCAGUGCUGUUAGUGAUU
Aspergillus caelatus is the source of this 575-nucleotide messenger RNA. RefSeq lists its product as uncharacterized. Lineage: Eukaryota; Fungi; Ascomycota; Eurotiomycetes; Eurotiales; Aspergillaceae. The transcript has 2 exons. The record is from RefSeq and is a predicted model, not a curated record. Bases 53 to 334 code for a protein of 93 amino acids.